GUUUAAAUAAACACCUUCUUAUUAAUAAGUGUCUCAGCGAGAGUCUGAAAUAUGGAAGCCAAGCGAGUCAAGAGGGAUGUUAAAACCUUGCUUGGUGAAUAUAUUGGACGACGAUUCAGAGAAGAUAGUUUUGAUCCAAAGGGGAAAAGCACUUCUACUAUGUUGGAUGAUUUGGCACAUUAUGACUUGGCUAUAAGUGUGGCUUUGUGGAGGCUCAAUAAAGAUGAAGGAUUGAAUACAGCUGAUAAUGAUAUAGGAAGUGCCAGUUUAGGACACUUUAGCCAGUAUCCCAAUCGCUUGGAAAGAGAAGCAAUGAUUCUUUCUUCCUUUGCUGGAAUGCUUCUGAACAACUUACCAUUAGAAGAUAUUCUGUUUCUGUACAAUUGCAAACCAUCUGCAUCUUACCCUCAUAAUGAUGCCAAGGGCAACAUCGUGCACCCGUUUUCCCUCUCUUAUCAUCCAUUCGCCAUGCUUAGUUCAUUCAAAGCAGUGGACUGCUCAAAAAAAACACAUCCAAGCUCUGAAACGCUGGAUCAAGGAACAGGAUAAGCAGCAGGUCUCUCCGGUGUCAGAAACAUCGAAGUCCUCCUCCAGGUCCUCUUCAAGCUCCUCAUUCAGUGACAGUGAAGAAUCUUUAAAAGAUGCAACUGCUCACUAUGAAGGCUCACAAGAAUCUCUGCAGGAUUGAAAACAACAGCAUGGUUUAUUAAACACGCAGUCUUUACACAUUUAAAGGGAUAGUUCACCUCAACUUAAACUUUGAGUUUCUUUCUGCUGUUGAACACCAAAGUAGUUAUUUUGAAAAAUGCUGGUAGCUGGCACCCAUUAAAGUCCACAUAAACC
Messenger RNA from Danio rerio (zebrafish), 843 nucleotides. Lineage: Eukaryota; Metazoa; Chordata; Actinopteri; Cypriniformes; Danionidae. The record is from RefSeq and is a predicted model, not a curated record.